AUGGCAGGGAAGCAAAAGGGGCUAUCGGGGUUUACACCUAUCUCCGAUCGGAUCUUCAUCCGUAAUGAAGACUCAUCCGAAACCACCAAGAAAACACCAAAUGAUCACCCCACAACGAUCAUUAUAUACGGAUGGGGUGACGGCAGCCCAAAGACUGUCGCCAAAUAUGUCGAUGGUUAUAAUAAGCUAUUCCCAGGGGCUCGGAUCUUGAUGGUGAUAUCAUCAACCUUUGCAGCUACGUCUCAGUCGCUUGACCAAAGAACUAAGGAUAUGAUGCCUAUUAUCGACACCGUAUUUCCUACUCCUCAUGAUGACUUGUCAAGAAUACUUUUACAUAUCAUGUCUAAUACCGGCUGUAUUUAUGCUGCUGCAACAUUGAACGCCUAUCAAGAGCGUCACGGAAAAGACAAGGCUCUUCCCCACCAUCUAUGUAUAAACGAUUCUACGCCCGGUAGUUUUGACUUCGCUAAAGAAGUAGGGCGAUGGUCGAAGGCAAUGGCAGUAGGAACAGCCAAAUGGUUUCCAUGGCCGUUUACAGUGACGCGGCGAAUAUGGUGGACAUUCUUAUAUACAAUGCAUCUUAUUGAGAAAGCCAUUGGAAGGGAGCCUUCCGGGAUCUAUAGCGGCAGGGUAUUCUUGGAUCACUCAAUAGCAACACCUAGAGCUCCUAGAGCGUACCUAUAUUCCAAGAAGGACGACAUUAUUUGGUGGGAAGACAUUGAAGCACAAGCGAAGGUAGCAAAGAAUAAGGGGUACAAGACAACGUUGGAAAUGUUUGAUGACUCCCCACACGUCGGCCACAUGAGAGUGCAUCCUGCUCGAUAUUGGUCUACGAUAGAAAACCAUUGGAAGGCAACAGUGGCGUUAGAGGAAAAAUUGAUCAUACGCAAUAAACUCUGA
Daldinia childiae is the source of this 900-nucleotide messenger RNA. RefSeq lists its product as uncharacterized. The record is from RefSeq and is a predicted model, not a curated record. The transcript has a single exon. Lineage: Eukaryota; Fungi; Ascomycota; Sordariomycetes; Xylariales; Hypoxylaceae. Bases 1 to 900 code for a protein of 299 amino acids.